Meloidogyne enterolobii is the source of this 714-nucleotide messenger RNA. The record is from the annotation of a GenBank genome assembly. NCBI's taxonomy places the organism in Eukaryota, Metazoa, Nematoda, Chromadorea, Rhabditida, Meloidogynidae.
UUGGUUAAAUAAAAAUUGGUUUUCAAAAAAAUUAUAUUUAACAAAUUUAAUUGUAUGCUAUCAACAUAUAUUUUACAAAAUUGAAUCUUUUUUAAUGCAAAAAGGCUUUGAAAGACAUUCCCUUAUAUUCCAUACAUAUUUUACUUCGUCUAGUCGGCAACAUUCAAAAAUUAUUUUAUUGAGUAAAAUUGAAGAAGAAUAAAAUUAAAAAAAUUUUUUUCUAAUUUUUAAAAUUAAAUUCAUUAAUUUUUUGAAUUUUUAUAUUUUUUAUUUUUCGAAUUUUUUAAAUUAAUUUAUUUAAAAAAAUUUUUUUUAGCUUCAGUAAACUACGAAAAAAAAUAAUUUUUUUUUGUUUUUAUUUUUGACAACAACAGAAAAAUGAGUGAAGCUAUCCAAAAUUUAAACAAACCUAAAGAUGCUUUCGAGCAACUUGAAGAAGAGGAAGGAAUGCGCCAAGGCUUCUGUCACAUUCGCAUUCAACAACGAACGGGAAGGAAAACAAUAACAACUGUGCAGGGAAUUGCUACGGAAUAUGAUCUUAAGAAAAUUGUGCGUUACUUGAAGAAGGAGUACAAUUGUAACGGUACCAUUGUUGAGCAUCCCGAGUAUGGCGAAGUUAUUCAAUUGACAGGGGACCAACGGCAACACAUAAAGGAUUUUUUGUGUAAAGUGGGUAUUGUCAAAGAAGAAAAUUGUAAGAUUCACGGAUUCUAA